GGUGACUCCGUGAGCCCAUUCAGCGAAGAUGGCGAGCGGAGGGGUCUCGGUGGCUUCUCUGUGGACCGAAGUGAACCGUUGCGGGCAGAAUGGAGACUUUACCAGAGCCCUGAAAGCUCUGACUAAAAUUUUACAUGAGAACAGAGACGAUGUGACGGCUCUCCACUGUAAGAUAGUUUGUCUUGUGCAGAAUGGGAGCUUCAAAGAGGCGCUGAAUGUCAUGAACACUCACUCAAAGCUGCUCGGCAGUGAGGUUGUGUUUGAGAAGGCGUACUGUGAGUACCGUCUGAACAGAGUGGAAAGUGCCCUGAAGACCAUUGAGAGUGCUCCUGAACAAACAGACAAGCUGAAGGAGCUCUACGGCCAAGUGUUGUACAGACUGGAGCGCUACGAUGACUGUAAGUCCGUCUACACGGAUCUGAUCAGGAACUCCCAGGAUGAGUACGAGGAGGAGAGGAAGACCAACCUCGCUGCUGUGGUGGCUUCAAUGAGUCAGUGGGAGGAAGCUCCAUUGGAAGAUCUGGGUCUUCCUGAGUCCACGUAUGAGCUGUGCUACAAUGCUGCCUGCGCUCUGAUUGGCCAAGGACAGCUUACAGAGGCCCUCAAUAAACUACGACAAGCAGAAGAGCUUUGCAGAGUCUCGUUGGCUGACGAUUCUGAUGUGACUGAGGAGGACAUCGAGUCAGAGCUGGCUGUCAUCCAUUCUCAGAUGGCGUACGUCAUGCAGUUACAAGGUCGGACAGACGAGGCUCUGCAGCUGUACAACCAGGUCAUCAAGCUCAAGCCAUCAGAUGUGGGGCUUCUUGCUGUGACUGCUAACAAUAUCAUUACAAUAAACAAGGACCAAAACGUGUUUGACUCAAAGAAGAAGGUGAAACUGACGAACGCUGAAGGUGUUGAAUACAAGCUGGCAAAGAAGCAGCUGCAGGCAAUCGACUUCAACAAAGCCCUCCUGGCCAUGUACACUAACCAGGCUGACCAGUGCAGGAAACUGUCAUCCAGUCUUCAGUCUCAGAAUCCGGGUCACCCGCGGCCGGUCCUCAUCCAGGUUGCUCAGCUGUGCAGAGAGAAGCAGCACAGCAGGGCCAUAGAGCUGCUCCAGCAAUUCUCAGACCAACAUCCAGAGAGUGCGUCUGGCAUCAAACUGACAAUGGCACAACUCUAUUUAAUACAAGGUCACGUAACAAAAGCUUGUGAUGUUUUAAGGUCCAUCGAAGAGUUUAAGCACAAAUCAGGGAUGAUUUCAGCUCUGGUAACGAUGUACUCCCACGAAGAAGACAUUGACAGCGCUAUUGACAUUUUCAAACAAGCUAUUGGACAUUACCAGUCUGAACAGCCCGGAUCUGCUGCACACUUGGCCCUUGUACGAGAAGCUGCCAAUUUCAAACUGAAGUACGGACGGAAAAAAGAAGCCAUUAGUGAUCUGGAGCAGCUGUGGAAGCAAAACACCAACGACAUCCACACACUGGCACAACUCAUCUCAGCGUACUCUCUGGUGGACACGGAUAAAGCCAAAUCCCUCAGCAAACACCUACCGUCCGCAGACACAAUGGCCUUCAAUGUGGACGUGGACGAGCUGGAGAACUCGCACGGAGCCACGUACGUCAGGAAAAAGGCUGCAAAGGUCACAGGAGAAAACCUUCCCAAAGAACAAAGCCAAGGCGAGAUCAAAAAGAAGAAGAAGAAAAAGAGAGGGAAACUGCCCAAGAACUACGACCCCAAAGCGACCCCUGACCCCGAGAGGUGGCUGCCCAUGAGGGAGCGCUCCUACUACAGAGGCAAGAAGAAGGGAAAGAAGAAGGAGCAGAUAGGAAAAGGCACACAGGGAGCGACGGCAGGAGCUUCAGCCGAGCUGGACGCCAGUAAGACAGCCAGCAGCCCCCCUACCUCCCCCAGACCAGGGUCUGCGUCCGGUUCAUCUACAGCCGCCGCCAGCAACGUGGUCCCACCACGACAGCAGAAACCUGCAGCGUCAGGGGCCACACGCAAGAAGGCACCACAGAAGAAGAAGAAGGGAGGCAAAGGAGGCUGGUAGUCGGAGGGAGUCAACACGUGAGGCAGAGGGGCCAUGAGAUACACUCGUGUCUCUUUUUUAUGUUUCAAGUUAAGUUUUAGUUUUGUCCCCGCCAACCACCAAAAUCUGUGAAACCAAAAGCUCCCUCUGCUCGUCUGUCUUUAAUUUGUCAUGUUUAAAGAGCUGAAGAGAGAAUUUAAAGGACAGUUCCACUGAAAUUAACUUUUGGUUGCUCUGCAGAAGCAGAUAGAUCCUUAAAGUUUUUUUUACUUUGUUUUUACUCGUGACCUUCUGAGGUCGCAGUAAAAUGAGCAAAAUACUACAGUUAUGUUUUUUUCAUUAAAGGUCAGAUGAAUUGAAAAAAGCGUUCUCUUUACUCUUACCUGGUGCUUUGUUUUUAAAAUCAAAAUGACAUCCAUGAGACUGAAUUCAUUCAUCUGUAAAUGUCUAUAACAAAUAUAAAAUGUGGUAAUACUUUUUUUUUGGGGGGGGGGGGUUUAUCAUGCUAACAGCAAAUUAAUGAAGUUUCAAUUAAAUCAUUAAAAUCAUGUGAUAUCAAAAACAUUUUAGUGGGCCUUUUCAUUUUUAAUUAAUAUUGUUAAUCACACAGUUAUGAAAACAAACUUUGUUUGGUAACUUAAAGUUCAAUUGUGGGGGAGUUGUCCUUAAUGUUUCUCUGGUCUGAGUAUUAUGACAUCACACUCUGGCUGUUUGCUUCAUGUUUCCUUAAAUUGUCCCUUUACUUUCAAUCAGCUACAAAGACGCGAUGUUAAAGGAUAUUUAUUUUUGGAUCCCUGUGUUGGUCUAAAUUCAAACUAAAGAAUUUAAAUUGUUGAAUUUUGUCAGACGCAUGUUUUAGGACCAGACAGGUCGAACAGGUGUCCCCUUUUGUUAAGUCUUAAUAAAACCCUUAACAGUAA
Molecule: messenger RNA, 2934 nt
Organism: Epinephelus lanceolatus (giant grouper)
Lineage: Eukaryota; Metazoa; Chordata; Actinopteri; Perciformes; Serranidae
Gene: srp72
Product: signal recognition particle 72
Biological process (GO): SRP-dependent cotranslational protein targeting to membrane
Cellular component (GO): signal recognition particle, endoplasmic reticulum targeting
Molecular function (GO): ribosome binding; protein binding; 7S RNA binding
Source: RefSeq, a predicted model, not a curated record